Messenger RNA from Culicoides brevitarsis, 759 nucleotides. Its product is annotated as antigen 5 like allergen Cul n 1-like. NCBI's taxonomy places the organism in Eukaryota, Metazoa, Arthropoda, Insecta, Diptera, Ceratopogonidae. The record is from RefSeq and is a predicted model, not a curated record. Bases 1 to 759 code for a protein of 252 amino acids. The transcript is spliced from 3 exons.
AUGAAACUCUUCAUUUCCAUUUUUUGUGCCAUCGCAGCAGUUGCUGCUGAAAAUUAUUGCGAUCCAAAAUUGUGCGAACCCUUUCCAAAUUACAAUCUUGGUCCCCAUAUCGCUUGCCCGGGCAAUUAUCAAAAUAAAUGCAAUGGAAAAGGAAAAGAAGUUCCCAUCACUCCAGAUUUGAAAAAAGCAAUUUUGAAUAAACACAAUGGCUGUCGCAACGAUUUGGCAGGCGGAAGAGUACCGGGAUUCAGUUCUGCUGGUAACAUGCCCGAGAUGACAUGGGAUGAUGAAUUAGCCUUCAUUGCAUCAAAAAAUGCCAUGAAUUGUAAUUUUGAUCACGAUAAAUGCCGUUCUACGAGACGCUUCAAGCAAGCUGGACAAAAUCUUGCGGUUAAAUGGUUAUCAGGUCAAACUAUGGACGAUAAAACGUUCGUUGAGAACGCAAUUGACUCUUGGUGGAAUGAAUAUAAACAAGCUGAUCAAAGCGUUAUUGACAGUUAUCAUAGCAACGGAGCAGUGAUUGGACAUUUCACACAAAUGGCUCAUGAAGAAGCCCACAAAAUUGGAUGCGCCAUCAGUAUGUACCCCGAGUCGAAGGUUAUUUCAGGAAAAAAUUGGGAUGGAAUUACACGCUAUUUGGUCUGCAAUUAUGCCACUACCAAUAUUAGAGAUAGACCAAUUUACAAGAAAGGAAGCCCAACAAGUGCUUGCAAAGGAGGAAGAUCUAAGAAUUAUAGCAAUCUCUGUAACAGCGAAUAA